CCUCAGGUUGGGGGGGCGGCCAGGGGCUAGCCUCCCCCAGCCGGUGGUUCACCCACUACCUAUGCUGCUGGUUAUAUCAAUGCACCAUUCGUUAGGGCUGAAUCCACAAAAGAUUUGCUUCCCUCACUUCCUUGGCAACGCUGUGGUUUCUGUCUGCCACAUGCAUGGUUACUGGUGAUUGUCCCCAAGGCACAUGAUGGUGACCCGUGCUGGUGUUAGCCCACUGGGGGCCCUAAACCAGAAUUUUUUGCCCCUUCUCCCAAUACUAAAACAGGCAAGAUCUUAUAAUAAAAAGCAAAUGGGGAGCCCCUUGAGCUGCCCAUGCCUAGCGUGGGCUCUGACGUGACAAGGCUUGAUCCCUGGGGUUGGCCUCGAUAUCCUGUUAUUCCAGGAAGGGCGUUUCUCUGGGGAGGGCCAGUGAGGAAAUAGCAAUAACUAACUCACGGCAUCUUCUUAGCACUAGACAUUUGGCCACCCACGGUUUAAAAUCCCAAGAUAUUUCAAUAAAGGCACCUUUAUUAUUCCUGACCCUUGUGUGUGCGUCUAUCAAGCGGUGGGAAGGUCCCACAACUGUGGCCUCUCAUAUUUAGUCUGUUUCUCACCUGCCAAUGAAGAGUUAACAAAGGGAAGGCAUUCGGAUGACUGUGCCUUUUAUCAUCAAUGUGGGGAAACUGGAAAGGUGAGGCGGGAAGGGAACGCCUUCGCCUCCCAGCAGUUUCAGGAGCUGUGUGAGAACAGGUGGUGGAAGGGAAGUCUGCAAACCCCUCACAGUGCUGGAGUGUUUUACUCUGAUGACAUGGUAUCAGAGACUGGCCCUAAAUCAGGACUCAAGUGACUAGUCCCACUGACGUCAAGGGUGAGAGUGCUCGGCACCUUGCAGGACUGGAGCUUCGGAGAGGCCUGAGUCAGCACCUUUGUAAGUUCUAAAAGAUCCCAAAAUUUAAAUUGGAAGGAUAAAAACACCUGCAACUCAGCUAGAUCCAUGGGGGCUACUCCACCACCUCCAGAAGAGCUGACCACCCCCUUCCUGAAGAGGACAAAUACGCCGUCUCUCCAAGAGGAAGCCAGUGUGGGUGUCAUCGCAGGUGUCAUCACAGUGGUUUUCAUCACACUCCUGACAGUCCUGGUAGUGAUCAUCAUAUACCUGUACAAGAAUAAAGGUAGCUACCAUACCUAUGAGCAACCAGAAGCAGAUGUGUCAGUACAGAUGGAGAACCUCCCUUCCAAAGGAGAAAAGGAGGAAUAUUUUAUAUAACCCAUUCAGUGGGGCUAACAGCUUCUACACCGGACUCACGUUUGACGCUAAGUUGCCCAUGGUUCCUGGACUCUGGGAUCUAGAGACUUUUUUCCCCUAAUUUAUUACACUUUUCCUUCUUGGAUUAAUUUAACAUGUGCACAAUGCUAACCUCAACCAUUGUUCCACUGCGUAGAAUGAUUGUUAAACUGAAGGCAAGGAUCUCCCACUUAGUAAGUGAUUUGGUCUAGCUGUGAUGAUAGUGCACUUCCUUGUACGGUUUGUAAUAUGGACUAAUAAACAUCUAGAGCAGGGGUUGGCAACCUUUCAGAAGUGGUGUGCCGAGUCUUCAUUUAUUCACUCUAAUUUAAGGUUUCAUGUGCCAGUAA
Chrysemys picta bellii (western painted turtle) is the source of this 1623-nucleotide messenger RNA. It is a transcript of the gene SMAGP, whose product is annotated as small cell adhesion glycoprotein. NCBI's taxonomy places the organism in Eukaryota, Metazoa, Chordata, Testudines, Emydidae. The record is from RefSeq and is a predicted model, not a curated record.